AUGGCCACCCUCGAUCUAGAGGGCUGCACCGCCGCUGGUAUCCAGGAUAUUUAUGGCGACAUUUCUUCCGACCUGGACUACCUCAUCUACGUCAACGACAUCAUGGUUGACUGGAUCUUACCGUGCUUGAGAGGUGACCUUGCCUCUCGGUUUCAGCGCGAAAAAUCACGCCAACGCAUCGUCUUGGGCGCCUGGUUCAAACAGAUGGGCGCCCUCUUCCUCCAGACCACUCGUCACGACAUUACCCAAGCCUCUCAGGCUCUUCGCGACCAACGCAUCCGCACGGCCGACGACUUUCCUGUCUACCGCUCCUCCAUCACUGCUGCCGUCGACACCCUUCGCAUUGAGGGCGCCUACUCGGCAACCCUCGUCAUCGCCCAACUGGUUGAUGGCCUGCCUUCGAAACUCAGGGACGUGAUUGCAAACCUGUAUCAACCGUCUUGGGAUUUGGGCAAGUUCUUUGAGGUGGUGACUGCUAACCUGCACAAACUCACGCCUGCUGGUGCCCGCGCCGAACCUAAACAGGGUGCCUUUGCUGUUGAGCAUGGUGGAGGGCGCGGGCACGGGCAUGGCCGUGGACGUGGUCGCGGACGCGGUCGUGGACGUGGUCGUGGCCGUGGUCGCCAUGGUAUACACCACGGGCCCCACCCAAAGAGUGAUCGCGUCAAUGCCAACUGUGAAUUUUGUCGCAUCUAUGGCCACGAUGCAUCUCAGUGCCGCAAGAAGCGCGCGCACGAGAAGCACAAUGGCAAGCAGUUUGCGGCCCCCCACCACCACCAGCAACAACAGCAUGCCCAUGUUGUGUCUGCUUCGCAGAUGCAUCGUCUUCUUGGCCACCCGCCGCGCGAGGUUUUGCGCUCCAUGCUGCAGCAAGUUGAAGACACCUCGGACGUCAAGGCCAUCCUCAACUGCAACGAUUGCAACCUCUUCAAAGCUAAGCGCCUUGCUCUGGCUGGCUUUGAUCGCGACCGCACGCCCCGCAUGCCUG
Messenger RNA from Monosiga brevicollis MX1, 988 nucleotides. RefSeq lists its product as uncharacterized. Lineage: Eukaryota; Choanoflagellata; Craspedida; Salpingoecidae. The annotation marks the transcript as partial. The record is from RefSeq and is a predicted model, not a curated record. The transcript has 2 exons.